Molecule: messenger RNA, 685 nt
Organism: Branchiostoma belcheri (Belcher's lancelet)
Lineage: Eukaryota; Metazoa; Chordata; Leptocardii; Amphioxiformes; Branchiostomatidae
Product: prokineticin Bo8-like
Exons: 3
Coding region: 27-452 (141 amino acids)
Source: RefSeq, a predicted model, not a curated record
GACACGGACACUCGUCGCCCAGCAGAAUGAUCAUCGCUCUCCUUUACGUCUUGUUUCUUGCUAGAAGCAUGACUGCGGGACUAGUGCUGACCGGGGCUUGUGUGACUGACACGGACUGUAUGGGUGCCCGUGGAGAGGGCUGGUGCUGUGCGAAGUGGAACCCGGGGUCUACCCUGUCGGUGUGUAAGAAGCUGGGGGUAGUCAACGACAUAUGCCACACGACGGGCAGCACUGUCCCCUAUCCAUUCGACGGCAUUCGGCAAUUCUGGCGCUGUCCGUGCGGGGACAGCCUGGAGUGUGUCCCGAUCACGUCAGAGACCAGCAUCGGGCGGUGCGGGACCGGCGAGUCCGGCGAGGCUGUCUCCAAGCGCGGGGACCUUGACUCGCUGUACGACGGACUGGGUCGACUCGUCUUCGACAGCGAAUUUGAAAUGGCCGGUCUCAGUCGAUAAGGCAGGCAAAAAUAGCGCUACAACGACGCCUCCCAGCGAUUACAAUAUGAGUUGCAACAGAUACGCUCCUUUGCAGUCGAUAUGAACGUCAUGAAAUGGAAGUUUCAGUCAUGACAGGUGAAAUGGUUGAUAAAGGCUUGACUGCUGGCAGCAAGUAGUAAUGAAGUAUGCACAGAUUUGCACAGGUGAUUUGGCAGAUAUGAGAAUUAAUGGCUCUCUAAUUCAAUUAAAGA